Molecule: messenger RNA, 982 nt
Organism: Saccostrea echinata
Lineage: Eukaryota; Metazoa; Mollusca; Bivalvia; Ostreida; Ostreidae
Product: thyroglobulin-like
Exons: 6
Coding region: 123-824 (233 amino acids)
Biological process (GO): cell-matrix adhesion
Cellular component (GO): basement membrane
Source: RefSeq, a predicted model, not a curated record
UUUCAAAGAUUACCAGAGUCACCUGCCAACAAACUGGAAAUUUUGGAAGAUAAGACUCGGCCUUGUUCGCUAUAAAGACAGUUUUAAGAAAGACUGCGGUUAUUUUUACAAAAGCUUUUGAAAUGAAGGUAUUUUUGUUGUUGUUUUCUGUGAUUUGCAGUACCCAGGCCUUUGUGUGUCUACCAAACGCCUGUGCUACCGUCAGAUGCGCAGCUGUUACAGCGGAGAACUGCAAUGGCGUCAUAAAACAAAAUGGCGGAUACUGUGGAUGCUGCGACUCCUGCGAGAAUUAUCUUGCUGAAGGAGACACGUGCUUCAGCUCCAUCUUACUUGGUGUCCCCUCCACCAGUCACUGUGGGCCAGGACUGCACUGUGACAUGCACACAUUUAAGUGUGUUGCUAAUAUCCAAGCAAGGGCUCUGAACCCAUGCGCCCAGGAACUGUCUACUUUUACCGCCACCCAGAACGGACAACCACUUUUGGGUGCCCACAAACCUCUAUGUGAUGCUGAUGGUUACUACCAGCCUAAACAGUGCCAAGGCUCAGGAUGCUACUGCGUAACUAAGGAAGGCAAAGAGAUUGAUGGAUACAGUGCUCACAUCUGGGAGGCUCAGCACAUGACUUGUCAGUGUGCACGUGACCAGAAAGAGUACAUGGAUUCUGGUUUGAUUGGUCGCCUAUUUUACUGCACCAGUGAUGGAAGUUACCAGAAUUACCGAUGUGUUGGUGACGUCUGUCAUUGUACGGACUCUGACGGUAACGUCAUCGCCGAAUCUCAAUCUGUCGACAUCGCUCAUGUCGACAAUCUCAACUGUCGUCAGUAGAAAAGUAACUCUUCUUUUUGACCUACAUGUAAGGCGUUUUGUUGUCAGAAAGUAAAAUAAACACAGUACUUUAAAAAAAACCCUAAUACAGUAUUAUUUUAACUUGGCUUGUUGUUGAAGUGGAUCUUUAUGAAGAAAUAAACUACAUGUAUAUUCUU